Monomorium pharaonis (pharaoh ant) is the source of this 876-nucleotide messenger RNA. Its product is annotated as sodium/calcium exchanger 2-like. Gene Ontology annotation, cellular component: sarcolemma; axon; postsynapse. The coding region runs from base 443 to 784 and encodes 113 amino acids. The record is from RefSeq and is a predicted model, not a curated record. Gene Ontology annotation, biological process: sodium ion transmembrane transport; calcium ion import across plasma membrane. Gene Ontology annotation, molecular function: calcium:sodium antiporter activity. The transcript is spliced from 3 exons. NCBI's taxonomy places the organism in Eukaryota, Metazoa, Arthropoda, Insecta, Hymenoptera, Formicidae.
AACAUAUUGAAUAUAACAUUUUUUUUCAGUGUAUAAUAUGGCACUUAAAUUAACGAAACAUAGAAAAAUAGAAAUUGCUUACAAAUUUAAUUUUAAAGAUUCUUAUGACUUUAAUUAAUGGCAGAACUGUUAAUAAAUUGUUUAUUUAUCAAAAAAGAAAUAAGGAGCAGUCACGUGAUUAACAGCAAAGUUCCUUAUUCUCUAUUCUUUUGUUAAUUUAAGUGAUGUAACGUAACAAUCUAAAGAAAUAUAUAUCGAGAUUAAAUUUCACGUGUUAUUCCUCAUUGACAAUUUUUUAAAACUAUUAUGUAAUCGUUUCAGAAAAAUUCUCUCCCUGGAAAUAAUCGAGGAGGAUUCCUACGAGAAGGACGCCCUUUUCUACGUCGAAUUGGGCGAACCAUUGCUGCAAGGAGCGGAAGCAGGAAUCGCAGCCGCGGCCGAGAUGAAGCAGCCGGAGGAGAGAACGGAGGAGGAGAAAAUGGCACUGCUGGGCAGACCGCGCCUGGGCGAGGUGUCCCGAGCGCAGAUUAGGAUUAAAGAAUCCAAGGAGUUCAAGAACACCGUGGAUAAGCUAGUCCAGCGAGCAAACGCCUCCAUAAUACUCGGUACAAGUUCUUGGAAAGAACAAUUCACGGAAGCGCUGACUGUCAGUGGGGGUGAUGAGGACGACGGAGAGGGUGGAAGCGGUCAACCUUCCAGACCAUCCGCGAUGGAUUAUCUUAUGCAUUCGGUUACCAUCUUUUGGAAGAUUCUCUUUGCAUUCGUUCCGCCUACAGGUGAGUGACAUUUUUUUUUUUUUUACAUUAAUACCAUCGCAUUGUAUGUACGGAAUAAGUUAUUUUUAAUAUACAUUCUAAUUUUUUUAUUGCUAUUUUU